UUUCAAAAAUAAAUUUAGCUCUAGUGCAGCUGAACUUUCUGUGAAGUUUCAGUUUGGGAUCUUUCUGCAACAGACUCACAAACGUUUUGAGUGCAAAGUUUAUUUGUUUCUCCAGCCUUAGCCUCUUGCUCAGCUUCAUGAUCUAACACCAUUCCUGCUAAGGCAGACACAUUGUAUCUUCUCUCCAUCAAGCCGGGAACAUCUUUUCAAAUGGCAGUUUCUCAGAUCACUCUGUGGAGAUUGAUUUCUGGGGCCUUGGGAGUAAUAUGCCUUUUGUUGAUGGCUACUUUGGGAAUUUUGCUGAAAAUUUCAUAUACUAAACAAACUAUCCAACCAACAUUCUCUCCAGGAUCUAUGAUAGAACUCCAAGAAGCAAGUUACCACAUCAUGGUGGAGUCACAUGGUGGAAUGGAACUAUUCACAUUAUGGCAAGACAGUGGGAAGAGGCCAGGGCCCACUAUCUCCUUCAAUGUGUCUGACUGCUGCUCUUGCCCAGAAAAGUGGAUUGGGCAUCAGUGCCACUGUUAUUUCAUUUCUAAUGAAAGAAAAACUUGGUAUGAAAGUUUCCAUUUUUGUGCUGCUCAGAAUUCCAGUCUACUUCAGCUCCAAAGCAGAGAUGAAUUGCAGGGUUUCAUGAACUCCUCUCAAUCCUUUUUUUGGAUUGGACUCUCAUAUAGUGAAGAACAUGGUGCCUGGUUAUGGAAGGAUGGCUCAUCUCCCAAUCAGGAUCUAUUUCCAUCAUCAGAAACUUUAAAUCCAAAGUCCUGCAUAGCAUAUAAUCCAAGGCAAAAUAUUUUGGAUGAACCCUGUGAAAAUACAAAUGGCUUUAUCUGUAAGAAAUAACUUAGUUAACUGUUUCUUGGGGUGGUGAGGAUGGACAGUAAAGGUCCAGGCUUGCAAAGAAUGGUAUCUUUACCUCUAAUUUUUUAAAAAUCUACUUCUGGGGACUAUAAAAUGUUUUCAAUUGUAUUUUAUCAUACAAUUUUUAUGUAUUUGAAACCAUAUAUUUUAAAAUUGAUGGAAUUUGAACAUCCACAUUUGAGAGACAAGAAUUAAGAUAAAGAAUUUCAUGAAUAUAUUGAUUAGAUGCAUAUUUUACAUUGAAUGUAAUUUUAUACAUACACUUGUAUAAAUACUCUCUGAAAAUAUUUAAAUAAAAUUUAAUUCACACCAAAUAAUAUAUAUCA
Messenger RNA from Marmota flaviventris (yellow-bellied marmot), 1187 nucleotides. Its product is annotated as natural killer cells antigen CD94-like. Gene Ontology annotation, biological process: positive regulation of natural killer cell mediated cytotoxicity; stimulatory C-type lectin receptor signaling pathway. NCBI's taxonomy places the organism in Eukaryota, Metazoa, Chordata, Mammalia, Rodentia, Sciuridae. The record is from RefSeq and is a predicted model, not a curated record.